GCCGGAUGUUGACAGCCCCGCUGCUGAGCUCGAGCUGUGGCCGUUGCUGCUAUCACGUUUCCUGAAGUCUCCACAUUUUGCUAGAAUCUUCUUGCCGCUCCACGGAGUCUGUUCACAUCCGCAGUCGAUCCAUGGCAACCGAAAGGAGGUUCCCCGAUAGCUUCAUUGACAAAGAUCCCAAGAAAGCUGUGGAGGAGCUUAAUGAUGCCCUGCAAGAAGACCCUGACAGCGCUGAGUGCUUGUGCCAGCGAGCCUACGCCCACACACUUCUCAAAAACUACAGCUGUGCUGUUGAUGAUGCCAAAAAAGCACAGCAACUAACACCCGGCCUUCCGCUCGCUUUCCUGCGAACAGGAAUAGCAGAAUACCACCUGAACCACUAUGAGUCAGCACAUGCAGCUUUAGCACAGGGACAGCAGCUGGAUGUUACUGAUAAAUCAUUUGAGUUCUGGAUCAAGCAGUGUGAGCAGAUGAUGAGAGAGCCGACGCAGGCCGGCAGCGAGUUGAGGACGCCGGCGGUUCCACCUGUGAAACACGACUGGUACCAAACAGAGUCUCAAGUCAUCGUCACCGUCAUGGCAAAAAAUGUCCCCAAGGACGGUGUGCGUGUCAGCUUCAUGGAGAAAGAGCUCUCUGCCACCAUACAGCUGGCAUCGGGGGAGAACUUCAACCUCGACCUCCACCUGCUGCACUCAAUCGUCCCUCAACAGAGCAACUUCAAGAUCCUCACCACCAAGGUGGAGUUCAAGCUGAAGAAGACCGAUGGCAUCAGAUGGGAGAAGCUGGAGGGAGAGGGACAGGAGUCCAACAUCAAACACUUCAAUCCAAGUCGGUGCCCUUCGUCGACUGACCCUCGCGCCUGCAAAUGGGACAAGAUGGUGGUGGACAUCAGCGAGGAGGAGAAAAGCGAGAAGCUGGAGGGAGACGCCGCGCUCAACAAGCUCUUCCAGCAGAUCUACUGCGAUGGCACAGACGAGGUCAAGCGAGCCAUGAACAAGUCCUUUAUGGAGUCUGGCGGCAGGUCUUAG
Molecule: messenger RNA, 1028 nt
Organism: Gasterosteus aculeatus aculeatus (three-spined stickleback)
Lineage: Eukaryota; Metazoa; Chordata; Actinopteri; Perciformes; Gasterosteidae
Source: RefSeq, a predicted model, not a curated record